Messenger RNA from Racocetra persica, 1247 nucleotides. NCBI's taxonomy places the organism in Eukaryota, Fungi, Glomeromycota, Glomeromycetes, Diversisporales, Gigasporaceae. The record is from the annotation of a GenBank genome assembly.
AUGACAGAGUCAGAUCAAAAGAGAAUUCAUACUCUACUUCGCGAAUUACAAAGUUUAAUUAAAAAUGCGCAGGAACAAUGGGGCAUUUCAUUAACAGGGCAGGGAACUGUUAACGACAAGCUUAAAGCAUUUGCACCUGUUGCUAAUGCUGUUCAUCCUCUUGGGCCUGUUAAUAUAGUCGGAUUAUCUACAGAAUUCUCACAAAAAAUUGCUUUGAUACGUUCAACAAUAUCUAAUUUUCGAAAUACAACUGUACAUGAUAUAUCACAACUCAAUUUGAGUAUCGGAACUGAUCCGUUAUUAAAAAAAUAUCAAUUAGCUUUACAGGAAGAAUCCCUUCGUCUCAAUACGGUUUCUGAAGUUCGGGAAAAUAUCAGGAUUUGUAAAGAAUUAGCUUUAGAUACAUGUCAAAAUAAUCAGGAUACGUUUAAAUUCGUAAUCCAACAGACGAGUGAUUUUGGUAAACAACUUGGACUUAAGGUGUGGGAUGUAGAAAAAAGUCAUGGUUCCACUCUUAGAUUAGCGAUAAGUGGAUCUAUUUGCGUAAUGGACAUUGAAUUUGAUGAGACAGCGCAUAAAAUAGUUCGAGUCACAAUUACUUACACGCACACGCCUAAAGAUGACGAUCGCAUUGACAAUUUGCUGACACUACAACUUAGUUCUGCUUUGAGUGGUGAUAUCCAAAAAAUUUUAACUGAUGGUCAUGGAAUCCCAUUGUUUCAUGUGGAGCGAGUUGGCCCUUCUAUUGCAUAUUGGGCACCCAAAUCCCGCAUUUGUGAAACAGAUUGGAAUAAUGUUAAGGAUAUUGUUGCGAAAGGCGACAAUUGUGAGAGUCUCAAUUCAUUCUAUCAAUUAUGGAUUAUGAUGGAAGAAUCUCGGUCAAGAAAUACAUUUCUUCCCAUGGAGAGAAAUCAUUAUUUAAUUGAGGAAAGCGAUAAUGUAGUUGAUUUGUUUGAAAGUUAUGACUUCAUGCCCCAAGAAUUUACGUUUCCACUGCUUCCAACACCAUUGAAGUUCUUACAGCAACCAAAAGAUGGUUCACAUACGUCUGCAAACAUACAAUUUGUUUUAUUGCUUUGUCCACCAGUAUACGUUGCUGACACUGUGGCCAAAGAAAUUGAAGAUUUAAUUUGUAUUGUUAUGCCAGGAUUUUUUGGGAGCAGAAUUAUGACAGAUGAUCCUAAAAGUUUGUCACUGGAAGAACUUUUGAUAUCAGAUAUAGCUCCACCAGUUAGGAUGGCUCGUGG